CUUAAAUCGAGUUUUUGAUACCAGUACCCGUACUCUACUGACGGGGUGAAGUUUGUACUGUACUAGUAUGUAUGUACAUACGCUGGUAAUUCAUUGCUCACUCAACACCCCCCCCCUCCGUUCGGAAUUUUCCCACUCGAUUUCUUUCGCUCUUCGAACCUUCUCUCCGUCAAACAAUCUAUAAAUUUUGGUAGCAGACGGUCGGUCUUCCGCUUGGGAUCCGUCUCAACAUCCCAUGGAACUUCAGUAGGAUCCCCAAAGUGGGUGACAAGACUCCCGUAACGGCUGCCGCAAUCUUCGACCUUAUACCUCAGAACACCCACUCUACCCGACCUUCACUUUUACUGACGACGUGAACGAAUUUUCUUCUCCUUUCUCCUUCCCAAUAAUACUACCUACCCCCAAUCUCACUGGGACCCCAUAAUCAAUCGACCUGUCCUUGUCUAAUUCGAAUCCGGAGUGGACCAGUUCACCCAUGCCCACCGGUUCAAUGGACGCCCUAGGGGCCUUCACCCACCUUACCGAUAAUUUACCUCCGUGGAUCAAUCGUAUCUCUGACUUGGCCGCUCACACCGCUACCAAGCACGCCGAAUACGCCGAGGCUUACAAGAAGCUUGCGGUUGCAUCGGGAAAUCCACGUCGUCGCAAAAAUAGCUCCGUUUGCUCCAUACGGACCGGUGAGUUGCGAAAAGCCAUCACACAACCUCAGCCAAGCGCAGAUGGACCGACCCAGGAUCCCACCGAUGCACCCAAAUCCGCCUUGUCGCCGAACCCAUCGGCCCCCAAUCCUCGAAAGCGAGGAACGGACGAAGCCCCGUCUUUUGCGUCCGAAGAGAACCCCUUUGUGAGUACGCGUUACAACCUUGUAAUCCACUACGAUGGGGAUACCCAGAAGUCGCUGGAGGAAAUGGUCCGGCAUAUCGGGACUGCGAGGAAUAACAUCCGGAGAGGCCGGAUGUCGCAGAUGGGGGCUAUGGGAGGCGGCAUGCGUAGUGGCACCUUUAGCAGAAGCCCGAGGAUGAGCAGCGGGCCUCCCCUUGUUUCUUCCGGGGAUGGCCCGGAUGAUCAGCUGCUAUCUACCAUCCGUAGCACCCGGAACCGCGGACCUCCACCUCAAAGCAUGACGACGAAGGAAUCGCCGUUUGAUCGAGCGGAUAAGCAGCUAGAAUUGGCCCAUAGUUUGUGUGAGAAUGCGGCUUACCAGUUCCUCCGGGCGGGUGACUGCUCGACCGAAUUGCGUGGGGUGGAAGACAAGUUUAAGACCCUGCUCGAACUUGCGAAGGCCGAAGUGCAACGUCUCACGGAGGAGCGGGAAAAGGAGCGUGCUACUAAGGAGGCAGAGGCCCCGAAGGUCGAAUCCGUACAAUUGACCGUCAGUCCCACGGGCAACAAGUUACCGGCUUCGAGCGCUGGGGCGAUCGAGGUGGACGACGGUACGGAAUCCGAAGAAUCUAUCGACUUAUCUACCUUCCGCGCCCGACGAAUGAUGAGGGCAUAGCGUGAACUGUUACUCAUUGCACCGACUUACCAUUUAGGAACUCCCCUGGCUUAGAGCAGUAGAGUGUCACCUUCCGUGGGAGGUAAAGAGUAUAGCUUGCCUUUGAGCAGCUGUUUUGCUUGUUGAGUUGUUUUAGCGAUGAUACCUGACCACUCCGUUCAUUUUUAGUCUCACACUCUCACUCAUCAUUUAUUUUUUUUUU
Aspergillus alliaceus is the source of this 1700-nucleotide messenger RNA. RefSeq lists its product as uncharacterized. The coding region runs from base 476 to 1498 and encodes 340 amino acids. The record is from RefSeq and is a predicted model, not a curated record. Lineage: Eukaryota; Fungi; Ascomycota; Eurotiomycetes; Eurotiales; Aspergillaceae. The transcript is spliced from 2 exons.